This is a messenger RNA of Impatiens glandulifera, 1343 nucleotides long. Its product is annotated as pectin acetylesterase 8-like. Bases 136 to 1338 code for a protein of 400 amino acids. The transcript is spliced from 13 exons. Gene Ontology annotation, biological process: cell wall organization. The record is from RefSeq and is a predicted model, not a curated record. Gene Ontology annotation, molecular function: pectin acetylesterase activity. Gene Ontology annotation, cellular component: plant-type cell wall. Lineage: Eukaryota; Viridiplantae; Streptophyta; Magnoliopsida; Ericales; Balsaminaceae.
CCAUGUUAAUAUGUGCACUCAACUUGGUUCAUCUUCAUCUUCUUCUUCAUUUGGAUUCCAUACAAGAGCGAGAAGCAGCACUUUAUCUCUCUCUCUCUCUCUACCCACGAGUGAAUCCAUUUUCAGGUUGGAAGCAUGAGGAGAUCCAGAGUAGCCGAACUGUUUUGCUUACAGAUAGUGGUGAUUGUUGGUUUUGUUUUACUUCAAGCUCAAGGGUUUAACGUUGGGAUCACUUAUGUGCAAUCUGCACUUGCCAAAGGAGGAGUUUGUUUGGAUGGAAGCCCACCUGCCUAUCACAUUGACAAAGGAUUUGGAGCAGGAAUCAACAACUGGCUAGUCCAUUUUGAGGGAGGAGGAUGGUGCAACAAUGUUACAACAUGUCUAGCCCGUAAGAACACUCGUCUAGGUUCUUCCAAACAAAUGGCCACUCAGGUUGCUUUCUCCGGUAUCUUUAGUAACAAAGCAAAGUUUAAUCCAGAUUUCUAUAACUGGAACAGGAUCAAGGUCCGAUACUGCGACGGUUCUUCAUUCACUGGCGACGUUGAGGCUGUCGAUCCUGCCACAAAACUUUACUUUCGCGGGGGAAGAGUUUUUGUUGCAAUUAUUGAAGACUUAUUAGCAAAUGGAAUGAAGAAUGCCCAAAACGCUAUCUUGUCGGGGUGUUCAGCUGGGGGAUUGACUUCAAUCCUGCAUUGCGAUAAAUUCCGGACUAUUAUGCCUGCCUCCACCAAAAUCAAAUGCAUUGCAGAUGCUGGUUACUUCAUCAAUGCGAAGGACUUAUCUGGGGCGUCACACAUUCAAUCUUUCUAUGACGAUGUAGUCAGGACACACGCAUCAGAGAAGAAUUUGCCAUCGUCCUGCACUUCAAAAAUGAGUCCUGGUUUGUGUUUUUUCCCCCAAAACGUUGUUCCACAGAUACAAACACCGAUAUUCUUGGUGAAUGCGGCCUAUGAUUCGUGGCAGAUAAAGAACAUAUUAGCACCUGGUGUUGCUGAUCCCCAUGGAACAUGGCAUAACUGCAAGCUUGACAUAACAAAAUGUUCUUCCACUCAGCUUCAAACCAUGCAAGAUUACAGACUACAAUUCUUGAGUGCACUAAAUGGAGUGAGCAACUCAGCCAGAGGAUACUUCAUCAAUUCCUGUUACGCUCAUUGCCAGACUGAAACGCAAGAAACAUGGCUUCGGAGCGAUUCCCCUGUACUCUCAGGAACUACGAUAUCCAAAGCAGUAGGUGAUUGGUACAACGACAGGAGUAGUUUCGAGAAGAUCGAUUGCGCCUACCCUUGCGAUAAUACUUGUCACAACCGCGUUUUCGAUGGAAAUGACCACAACCUUUGAAUUCA